GGAAGAGAGAGAUAGCAGGACAAACUGGUAGCAGGCCCCUGAGCAUGUACGGAAAUGUUGUCAUCAGUUCCACAGAGGAAGACUCGGUGGAAAUCAAAGAAGAUGGUAAAAGUCACGAGAUCCUAUCCAAUCUUCCCCUUCUUGAAUGUCUGGGAAGAAGUCAGGGGUCUGUUGCCUGUGGAUGGGGAGCCAAACCCUGGCGUGGGCCUGGGUGUGGAGGAGGGACUGCUCUGCCAGAUGGUUCAUUCGCCAGAAUUCAACCUCUUUCCUGACUCAGUGGUGUUUGAAAGCAACUUUGUCCAGGUCAAAAAGGGCAGGAACUGGGUAGACAUCUACAAAGCCUCUAACACCAUGGCCGUCGGGGUGACCUCUUCCGUGCCCUGCCUGCCCCUUCCCAAUAUCCUCCUCAUGGCUAGUGUCAAGUGGCACCAGGGACAGAGCCAGACAUGGAACAGACCAUCUAAAGCCCCAAAGAUCAUCCUGAAGAGGAUUCUCCCAUUGAAGUUUGUGGAACUUCAAGUCUGUGACCGGCUUCAACGCAUCCUGCAGCUGCGGACAGUCACUGAGAAGAUCUACUACCUAAGGCUCCACCCUGACCAUCCAGAGACUGUCUUCCAUUUCUGGAUCCGACUGGUUCAAAUCCUGCAUAAGGGCCUGUCCAUCACCACCAAAGACCCUAGGAUUCUCGUCAGUCACUGUCUGGUACCCAAGAACAGCUGCAGCCCCUCCGAAGACUCUAACUCAGUACAGAAGAAACCCCAAGCCUCCCAGCCCAGCGAGAGUCUCUUGCAGCUGAUGGCCGAGGGGGAGAGUGAGGCGCUCGCUCAGAUUUUUGCUGACUUGCACCAGCCCAGCCAGUUAAGGAGUUCCAGGAGCAGCAAAAAGACACAGAUCAAAAGGGACAACUCAGAGAAAAACACUCCCAGUGAAGACAGCAUCCCUUGUACCCCCGACCUCCGUUGGAGGGAUUCGUUCACUUAUGGAGAGUGGGAAAGAGAGAACCCCUCAUGUCCGCAGCCCCUUUCGCUCCUCAGCACUCUGGCAGCCUCCAUGGGACCACAGCUGGCCCCACUCAUAGGAAACUCUAUUUGAACCACCCUUUCAUACUGAAGAGAAUCUAUGCAGCCUUCACCAACACCACUCUGCAGCCUUCAGCUUUCUGAGGGACUCUAAACUGGAUGUGGGGGAGAAAGCUGCAACUAAGGAAACAGUAGAACCAUCUCACGCUGAUAGCAUAGCCUUUCCUUGGAGAACCAUUUGGGAGCACGGCUCCGGCUCUGAGUGAGAAGCAUUAUUCCUGCAUCAUUUGUAACUCCCUGUACUCUGGGUCCACACUACCACCUCUUACCACACCUCACCUCCAUUCCACCACCAGUGCGAGCAUAAGAAGACAUGCUCUCAGAAGGACCAAGGCCAAGAGAUGGAGAGAAGGAGGGAAAGGGAAGCAGCACAGGAGGAGAGGUGGAAGAGACCAAAAUGGAGGUGAAGAGAGGAGGUGGAGGCAGGAAAUCUGAGUAGAGGGGAGAUCUCGCAGAGAGGUGGUAACAGAAGGAAACAGAGGGACCUGAAAAAGAAGCUGAAGUGGAUAAGAGAAGAAACAUACCACUGAGAGAUGCCUCACCAAGCUUCUAUUUAUCUAAUUUAAAACUUGAAAAUAAGGCCAUAUACCAAAACAGGAAAGUUUUUUCUUCUCUGUUCAGAUAACUCUGGAUAAAUAUGAGGGGCCAGAGACUCAAUCCAGCCAAGGGCCUCUCCUUAAGUUUC
Suricata suricatta (meerkat) is the source of this 1764-nucleotide messenger RNA. It is a transcript of the gene GARIN1B, whose product is annotated as family with sequence similarity 71 member F1. Lineage: Eukaryota; Metazoa; Chordata; Mammalia; Carnivora; Herpestidae. Gene Ontology annotation, cellular component: nucleus. Bases 55 to 1092 code for a protein of 345 amino acids. The record is from RefSeq and is a predicted model, not a curated record. The transcript is spliced from 7 exons.